Molecule: messenger RNA, 1023 nt
Organism: Schizophyllum commune H4-8
Lineage: Eukaryota; Fungi; Basidiomycota; Agaricomycetes; Agaricales; Schizophyllaceae
Product: Nucleotidylyl transferase
Exons: 2
Coding region: 1-1023 (340 amino acids)
Cellular component (GO): cytoplasm; nucleus
Molecular function (GO): ATP hydrolysis activity; nicotinamide-nucleotide adenylyltransferase activity
Source: RefSeq, a predicted model, not a curated record
AUGCAUAUUCAUUUCCUCUUCCAGCAAAUCUUCUUGUCUUCUCCUACCAUCAGCGCUGCGGCGGGCCCGUACCUUGAAAGGGCAUAUAUCUUUGACUUCCAUCUCAAUCUGCGGUUCUCCAAGGGUCUACGCCGGCUUCACGCCCCGGCAAUCCAUCAGCGCACACUUCUGCAGGCUAUACCUCGCACCACCAUGACUAGCAAUGUAACAGCAAUGGAAGUACUGGAAGCGCGUCUCGCAGAAUUCCAGCACACGAAAGGGGAUAUCGAAGUGAUAUGGACGCCUUCCACGCAUUGGCUUUCUCGCCCGCUUAGGAAUCUGUCGAUCCUGGACUCUUCAUUCAAUCCACCGACCCGCGCGCACGUUGCGCUCGCAGAUCUUACGCACAGCCCCGCAAACGGCGAUGGAUCUCGAGAACCUCUGCUGCUCUUGCUCGCUGUUCAGAACGCAGACAAGCCCCCGCCGGACCCCACACGGGACGCAUCCUACGUGCAGAGAUUGCAGAUGAUGAUCAUCCUGGCCCAACAACUCGGACCUCGCGCGGCUGUUGCAGUGACCAUGGAGCCCACCUUCGUCGGAAAGGCGCGCGCACUCCGCAGAUGGUUAGGCGCCCAGGACAUGGGAACGGAAGCCCCGAAGCUCUCGUUCCUCGUAGGCUACGACACACUGCAACGCAUCCUUGCGCCGAAGUACUAUGGAAGCCCGGAUGCCAUGCGCGCGGCACUGCACUCCUUCUUCGAAGAGGAUGGCGCGCGUCUGGUCGUCGCGCGGCGCGAUGCUGCUGCGUAUCCCGCGUUCGACGGCGGCGAGGACAUGCCGGCGCUUCUCGAGGAGUUUCGGGAGGGGAUUGAGGAGAGGGAUUUCGAAGAGGAAGAGGGAGGCGUUAGCGCGGAGAGACUGACGAUGAUCAGCUCGAGUGCGGUGCGGAAGGCCGUGUCGAGGGAAGAUCCAUCGUGGCCGGAGCUGGUGCCUCGGUCCAUCGCAGAGUAUAUUCGUGAGAAUGGGCUUUACAGGCAGGCUUAG